Ornithodoros turicata is the source of this 3616-nucleotide messenger RNA. RefSeq lists its product as uncharacterized. Gene Ontology annotation, molecular function: structural constituent of chitin-based larval cuticle. Bases 47 to 3082 code for a protein of 1011 amino acids. NCBI's taxonomy places the organism in Eukaryota, Metazoa, Arthropoda, Arachnida, Ixodida, Argasidae. The transcript is spliced from 11 exons. Gene Ontology annotation, cellular component: chitin-based extracellular matrix. The record is from RefSeq and is a predicted model, not a curated record.
GUACGUAAAGGAUGAGUCGUCAAUCCUUCCUUCGGCAGCAGGUGACAUGAAGGUCCUUCUGCUGAUUUCGUUCGCGGUGAUUGUGGGUGCGGAUUUCUUUCACACUCGAGGGCCGGCAACGUUCGUCCAGUUUCAACCAUAUCGUGUAUCACCUAGUGGAUACAGCUUUGUCUACAGCGGAGUCCAUCCUGGAGGAGGCUCGUUCCACAAGGAAUCUAGUGACACAUCCGGAAACGUUGCUGGCUCUUAUGGUUUAAAAGAUGCAGAUGGUCGCUACCGAGCUGUUAGCUAUGUGGCUGAUGGCGCUGGGUUCCGUGCAAGCGUGCAGUCCAACGAACCAGGACUUGGCGCGCAAAAUCCCUCUCACGUGUCUAUUGUAAAAGGAGGACAGCCAUCGGUACCUGGAGCGCCAGCAUCACUGUACACUUUCUCAGUUCCCAGCCAUGCAGCAGGCGUACCAGGAGCAUUCAGUACGGCCGGCCCACCAAGUUCGUAUAGCUUCUCCUAUGACGGAUCUGCCUCAGGCGGAGGAUUCCACAGUGAGUCUGGAGACUCUUCAGGAACAAAGAGGGGCUCCUACGGCAUCAAGGAUAUCGAUGGACGAAUUCGUACGGUAAAUUACGUUGCGGACGCUGGGGGAUUUAGGGCAUCUAUACACACGAACGAACAAGGCGUACACGGCGAGAGUCCAGCAGACGUUACCAUCACUACGUCCGGUGGACACGUGCAAAGCACUACAGGAAGUGAGGUCGGUGGAAGCUCAGGUGGAACGCAUCUCACCGGUUAUGGCACCGUCGAUGCAUCGGGAAGCUACAAUUUUGCUUACGGUGACCCAUCAAGCGGCCCAUGGCAAACUGAAUCGGGAGACAAUUCCGGCUCCAAAUCUGGUUCCUAUGGCCUCCAGGACAGUGAUGGUCGUGUCCGUACCGUAAAAUACGUUGCCGACGCUGGUGGAUUCCGAGCUAGCGUAAGCUCCAAUGAACCAGGAGUGGAAAGUGACAGUCCCGCUGACGUUGUUGUCUCCAAGCAAGCGGAGCUCAGCCUAUCUGCGUCUGACUCCGUACAGGGACACUCUGCAUACCAAACAGACAGUCCUUCUGGCGUCCGUCCUUCAGAGGAUUCAGGACCGACGCGGACAGGAUAUGGUACUAGCGAUGCAUCCGGAAACUACAAUUUCGCUUACGGUGAUACAUCUGGAGGGUCUUGGCAGCAGGAGUCGGGAGACGCUUCAGGAUCGAAAUCUGGGUCGUAUGGUCUCGCGGACGUCGAUGGAAGGGUUCGUACUGUGAACUACGUGGCGGAUGCUGCGGGAUUUCGUGCUACAGUGAACUCCAACGAGCCUGGUGUGGAGAGCGGAAGUCCAGCCGACGUUGAUCUCUCCAAGGAGGGCGAGCACCAUCUACAAGCACCCUCCUACAAGCAUUCUGAGCCACUUACUGCUCCGGAGUCACAUGACGCGUCUGCUACAGGAUCGGAUGCUCUACCAGGCCCUGUUUCGACGGGAUACGGUACAACGGAUGGGACCGGUGGCUAUAGCUUCAGCUAUGGCGACACCAGCUCUGGUCCAUGGCAAAGGGAGGUCGGAGACGCCACAAACAAGCUGGGAUCAUACGGAUUCACCGGGCCCGAUGGUCAUACAAGAACCGUUAGCUACACCGCCGACGAUGAAGGCUUCCACGCCACUAUUACUUCUAAUGAACCUGGAGUGGAAGAUAAGAAUCCUGCUGAUGUGAAGCUUAUGAAGAGUGAAGCAUCAACGCCGGAAGCUUACGGAUUGGGUUUUGUACAGCCUCGUACCAGCGUUACGCCCACUGGAUCAGUCGAAGGACAUGGUGCCUCUCACAUUCAGACUGGGACCGGUGGGUACAGCUUCAGCUAUGGUGACACUAGCUCUGGUCCAUGGCAAAGGGAGGCCGGAGACGCCACAAACAAACUGGGAUCAUACGGAUUCACCGGGCCCGACGGUCGUACUAGAACCGUUAGCUACACCGCCGACGAUGAAGGCUUCCACGCCACGAUUACUUCCAAUGAACCUGGAGUAGAGGAUAAGAAUCCUGCAGAUGUGAAGCUUAUGAAGAGUGAAGCACCAACGCCUGAAGCUUACGGAUCGGAUCUUUCACAGCCUGAUACCAGCGUUACGCCUACUGGAUCAGUCGAAGGAAAUGGCGGAUCUCAUAUUCAGACUGACACUGGAGGCUACAGCUUCAGCUAUGGCGACACCAGCUCUGGUCCGUGGCAAAGGGAGGCCGGAGACGCCACGAACAAGUUGGGAUCAUACGGAUUCACCGGGCCCGACGGUCGUACGAGAACCGUUAGCUACACCGCCGACGAUGAAGGCUUCCACGCCACUAUUACUUCUAAUGAACCUGGGGUGGAGGAUAAGAAUCCUGCGGAUGUGAAGCUUAUGAAGAGUGAAGCGUCAACGCCGGAUGCAUACGGAUCGGUUCUUGCACAGCCUGAUACCAGCGUUACUUCCACUGGAUCAGUCGAAGGACAUGAUGGCUCUCAUACUCAGACUGGUGGCACGUCGUACAGCUUCGGUUAUUCUAGCGGUGCAGAAGGCGGUAGUUCCUUCCACAAAGAAUCGGGCGAUGCAUCUGGCUCCAAAAUGGGAUCGUACGGACUCAAGGGCGCCGAUGGCACUGUUCGUACCGUCCACUACGUUGCGGACACGCAGGGAUUCCGCGCAAGCAUCAGGUCCAAUGAACCAGGCGUAGACGCUUCUAAGUCCCCUGCAAGCACUACCAUCACAGGAGCUGGUGCUCCAGUUACAGUUUUCCACGGAUUGCAAGGAGGCCAAGGCACCGUUUCCCACGGAUUGUACGGAGGCCAAGGCACCGUUUCCCACGGAUUGUACGGAGGCCAAGGCACCGUUUUCCACGGAUUGCACGGAGGCCAAGGCACCGUUCUCCACGGAUUGCACGGAGGCCAGGGCAGUGGACACGGAGGUUACCACAAAGCCGCCCUGGUGGUUCCUGUUGCGUACGUAUCUCCAGCUGCGAUAGUGCAUCCCGGCUUGUUCUCUUACAAAGUGCAAGUUCCACAUUGGACCGUCGCCAACGCGCAACAGUGGAAGAAGUAAGAUGGUUGAAUACUACCGUUCAUUCUGCCUGCUCAACGCAGAGGAAGUAGGGUGCGAAGUAGAGCAAACAUUCCUUGCCGAGGAGUCUAGGCGUCGUGGUGCCUCUGUUGUGUUAGUUGCGUCUUUAUGUUAGGGACAACGUCAGGGUCAACGUUAGGGUCAGCGUCAGCGAGUGCCUGUGGCGGUGCUAAAGCCCGCACCUUUCUGACUGACCCCGUUGUCCCUUCGUCAACUGCAGCGUUUCAGAUCAUUGCCGAGGCGUUCGUAAAGGUUAAAUAUUGUGUUGUUCUAAUUGUCGUUCGUUCAGCCCCUACAAGUCACGUUGCUCAGGUAUCUGUUCUGUACUAUUCGUUGUUCUGUGAAUACUUCUACCCACGAGGCCAUUGAUGUCGUCCGGAAAAUGUAGCCCUGCUCCGCGUACCUACUUGUGCAACGCUUCUCAGUCGCUGUCUUUUGCAUGCUGUUUUGUGCCCUCGUGACAAUUCUUACUGUUGGCUUUCUUUGUGGAUUUAAAAUAAAAGAAGCAAAAACGAC